This is a messenger RNA of Macrosteles quadrilineatus (aster leafhopper), 1017 nucleotides long. RefSeq lists its product as uncharacterized. Bases 1 to 918 code for a protein of 305 amino acids. Lineage: Eukaryota; Metazoa; Arthropoda; Insecta; Hemiptera; Cicadellidae. The transcript has 6 exons. The record is from RefSeq and is a predicted model, not a curated record.
AUGACUUACAGCUGUGACUCAGAUGAUGGGUUCAAGGAGCCUUACUACGACUUUGACAGCGAGGUGUCAGUAGCCGGAGGUGCGAAGAGAACUAAGGUAGGCUCGACCAAGCCUAGGCCCAAGAGUGCCUGUAGUGUGAGAGGAAGAGGAGAUGGUCAGGCAGCCACCAUCAGGUGUCACUCUGCCCUCGGGCUCAGACACGGUAUUGGGGAGCUACAUCAAGAACUCAUUUUGUCUCCAUCCACUGAUGAAGUCACUGGUAGCAAGAGCUGCAUUAGAAACUUUCGACGGAGCUUGAAGUUGCUUGGGCUGCAACUGGAGGGUUUCAACCUGGAGGCUGGGGAACCUUCACCUAAACCUGAUAUCAAAAAUGCCAAAUCCAAGGUGGGGUCAUUGGUGACCCGGCGCUCUGUGUCUUUGGAGGAUCUCCAUGAAGCAGUGGUCAGCGUAGGCUUUCCUCUCACACCUGAUGUUGAGAGCCUAAAACACAGAAGAAUUUUAGCCAAGGCUAUAUAUGAGGAAUGGUACUUUAAGAAACAAGAGGAAGAAGAAAAGAAAAAGUCUGAAGCAAGGCAACAGCAGAAGGUGAAGCAAUGGGAGUUUCAACAUAGAAAAUAUGAACAAAUGCGAAAGUCACAAGAGUGUUUUAAGGAGUGGCUUCACAAGAAGAGAAAACAACAACAGGAACAGUUCAGGAACAGUGUCAGAGGUCCAAUGAAGCCCACAUAUCCUUGUAAUCCAGGAACCUCACAAAAUGCUCAAACCGCCUAUGAAUCAUGGAAGAAAGAAAAGGAAAAACUGCUCAAGAAACAACAAGAAGAAUCAAGGUUACAUAAAAAAAUGGUGGAAGAAAAAAAUAACAAAGAGGAUUCAGAAAAAGUAUGGAAAGAAUACAAACACAUUUAUGAAUUUGAUUAAUGUGAUGUUCAAAACUGUUUGGAACUUGAUUUACUUUAUAAUGUAAUGGUAAAUUGUUUAGUAGCAGUUAAGCUUAUUUAAAUACAUAUUUGCAUUGUU